Molecule: messenger RNA, 2586 nt
Organism: Coregonus clupeaformis (lake whitefish)
Lineage: Eukaryota; Metazoa; Chordata; Actinopteri; Salmoniformes; Salmonidae
Gene: vegfaa
Product: vascular endothelial growth factor Aa
Exons: 6
Coding region: 633-1208 (191 amino acids)
Biological process (GO): response to hypoxia; positive regulation of mast cell chemotaxis; positive regulation of endothelial cell proliferation
Cellular component (GO): membrane
Molecular function (GO): growth factor activity; heparin binding; chemoattractant activity
Source: RefSeq, a predicted model, not a curated record
CGCGCUACACGAGCGAGCAACGGAGGUGUAUGACAAGAUCUCUCUAUUCUGCGCCUGGACUUCCAAACUUUGAAGCGAAACAAAGUCAUAGUAAAAUCAAUUAAAAAAUCAAGACAAGGAAAGGGAGACCGGUUCAGUGCGUUUCAAGGAGGAUUGCUAACGGAUCACUUUGCACCGGCAAACGAUCACUCACUACUGUGAUCAAUGUUGUUAUAACUCAUGCGCCGCUUUCACACGGCGAAGGCAAUGCGUAAAGUUGCAUUCAGAAGGAAUUGAAAGUUUUCAUCCUGGUGAGCAGAUAAUAGAACAGAGAUGUUCAGUCCAUUAUGGGGUUUCUAAUGUGGAUGUAGAAUAGAAAUCUUGGAAGAGUCUCCGGAUGACCGACACAUUUUGGAUGUUACCUUUCUUUGGGGCUAUUCUCUGAGAUUCCUUAGAGGCGGUUGCAAUAAUAAUAAUAAAAGGAUUCCUCUCAGGUGGCACAUCUGCCAUGUUUGGAUGGAUUUGAUUUUACUAUAACCAAGAUUAUCAAGAAAUUGUUGUAUUUUUUGUGGUUUUUUUCUAUUAUUGUGUCUGAUCCAAACGACAGCUGAAAUUUUAGUACAACCGUACUACUCACCUCCGGAAUUACAAUCAUGAACAUUGGCAGUUUUGUACAAUUAUUAUUUGCAGCGCUGCUUCAGCUUCAUUUGUAUGCAGUAAAGACAGCCCACAUACCCAAGGAAGGGGAGAAGAGUAAAAAUGAUGUGGUCCCGUUCAUGGACGUGUAUAACAAGAGCAUGUGUCGGACACGGGAGAUGCUGGUGGACAUCUUCCAGGAAUAUCCAGAUGAGAUCGAGCACGCCUACAUCCCCUCGUGUGUGGUGCUCAUGCGCUGUGCCGGAUGCUGCAACGACGAGGCGCUGGAGUGUGUCCCCACGGAAACAAAAAACGUUACCAUGGAGGUAAUAAGAGUGAAACAGAGAGUAUCGCAACAUAAUUUUCAGUUAAGUUUCACAGAACAUCGAAAGUGUGAAUGCAGACCAAAGCCAGAAGUUAAAGCAAAGAAAGAAAACCACUGUGAGCCUUGCUCAGAGAGAAGAAAGCGCUUGUUUAUGCAGGACCCUCUCACCUGUAAAUGUUCCUGCAAAUUCACACAAUUAGACUGCAAGUCCAGACAACUUGAGUUAAACGAAAGAACUUGCAGGUUUGUUUACGAAAUAUUGCGAUAAACAACGUGACUUGAUCUAUACUCCGUUCACCCACAUCUACAUCCAUCCACCUUUUUGCACUUCUGUCAUUUGUUAGAUUUUUUUCUCCUGCUGAGAAAUGCAUGCUUCUCACUUGCUUAUAGAAUAUGUUUUUGUUUGUUUGUAUAUGGAAUCGUGUGGGACUAUGUUUGCUUGUAAGUGUGUUUGUAUUGUCUGUUGUCAUGCGUAAUAUUCUGAUACUCUUCUUAACAUCAUUCUUGAUGUUAAAACUGUGACUCUGUAAAGGUAGUAUAUUAUAUUAUAGCUAGCUAGUAUAGUGUAUUCCCUUUGCAUGGUAGACACUUAAACUAGACAAUACACACAAAACAGCCCCUUUCUCCCUUUAGAUUCCCUUUAAAUUAAAGCAGUAUCUAUAUUAUAUACACUAAAUUCUAGCACCAAGCAAGGGAAUCUAGGGGGUGGGGUUUUAUGUGUGUGAGACAGUCCGCCCCAUAUUGGGUCAGUCUGUAGUAAUGCCCAUUUAUUCUGACCCACACUUAUCAUCCAACUUAUCAUCUCCCAACAUAGUCUCCUUAUCUCUUUCCCAUCGCUACAUGGAUAUAUAUAACCACCUGCGUAGGAGGGGAAUUUUUAGCGUCCAUUGUUGUUUUUAACUGCUACCAGUCUUGAUCACACAAAUAGACAGACAUGUUUAUAAGUCAGCACAGUACAGGACUCAAGACAGAACUAACUCAUGCGCGACACUAACAUUCAAAGGGGAAGUGUUUCCCUUGGUUCGUAAUUGUGAACGAACAGGCUCUUAAUUGAGUGAAUGUAGAACUGGUGUCCAUGCUACUUGUUUCUAAUGAUCCUACUCAUAACUCCUAUGAGGCGUAGCCCUAAACUCAAUUACUAAUCGGGGAUUAAAACUCCAUCUCCAUUGGUUGCAAAUAACGGCUGUAUUCAGUCAGUGGCCCAAUGGAGAGCUGACUGCUUCUGGUGAAACUCCCACAAGGCCCUGUGUUGGUGACUUCCCUUGACCCUACUAUAUACAUUCCUGACCUUUGAACCUUAGAGGCCCCCCACACGGUGUGCUGGAUUUAGAGAGCCACAGAUGAGUGGGGUGACCAGCGACAUUAUUCCAAUUGGUCAUGGGUCAUGGGAGGAAGAGGGAGGGACUGCAGGAGUUUUUCACAUUUGGGGUGAUGUGAUUGGCUCCAGGCUACACCCCUGCUGGGAGAAUGAUUUGUUGCCCAUCUUCUAACCUACUGUCUGUCAUGUCUUGUCAUCCACAGAUGUGACAAACCAAGGAGAUGAGACGAGGGAGAGGGGGGACACUGAAAUGAAGGAAUAUUUUCUUGGCACAGCACUUUGAAACCUGAGGACGCAUUCCCUGGAAGGACUGAAAAUUGCAAAGCAA